Messenger RNA from Cricetulus griseus (Chinese hamster), 921 nucleotides. The record is from RefSeq and is a predicted model, not a curated record. NCBI's taxonomy places the organism in Eukaryota, Metazoa, Chordata, Mammalia, Rodentia, Cricetidae.
AUGGAGCUGACUGAUUUGCUCCUGGUGGCCAUGCUUCUCCUUACUGCAAGAAUAACUCUGUCCAGCCCAGCUCCUCCUGCCUGUGACCCUCGACUCCUAAAUAAGCUGCUUCGUGACUCCCAUCUCCUUCACAGCCGACUGGGUCAGUGCCCUGACAUCAACCCUUUGUCUACACCUGUCCUGCUGCCUGCUGUGGACUUUAGCCUGGGAGAAUGGAAAGCCCAGACGGAACAGACCAAGGCACAGGACAUUCUAGGGGCCGUGUCCCUUCUAUUGGAGGGAGUGAUGGCAGCACGAAGACAGUUGGAACCCUCCUGCCUCUCAUCACUCCUGGGACAGCUUUCUGGGCAGGUCCGCCUCCUCUUGGGGGCCCUGCAGGGCCUCCUAGGAACCCAGCUUCCCCCACAGGGCAGGACCACAGCUCACAAGGAUCCCAAUGCCAUCUUCUUGAGCUUGCAACAACUGCUGCGAGGAAAGGACUUCUGGAUUGUUGGAGACGAACUUCAGUGUCUUAGCCAGAGCUCCUGGCCCUGGGCUUCUGAGCAGGCUUCAAGGACUCAGAACCAAGAUUAUCCCUGGUCAGCUGAAUCAAACCACCAGGUUCCCAGAUCAAAUCCCUGGAUUCCUGAACAGGACACAUGGACCUCUGAAUGGAACUCAAGGGCUCUUUGCUGCAGCCUCACUUCAGACCCUGGAAGGCCCAGACAUUCUGCUAGGAGCUUUGAACAAAGGCUCCCUGCCACUCAACCUCCAAAGUGGACAUUCUCCUUCUCCUGCCCAUGCUCCUGAUGGACACACACUCUUCCCUCCUUCACCUCCCUUGCCCACCCAUCAGUCUCCACCCCAGUUCCAUCUGUUUCCUGAUCCCUCCACCUCUGUGCCUAACUCUACCAGCCCUCAUCCAGUCGGAGUUUACUCUCA